Branchiostoma floridae (Florida lancelet) is the source of this 2214-nucleotide messenger RNA. RefSeq names its product probable ubiquitin carboxyl-terminal hydrolase 4. Gene Ontology annotation, cellular component: cytoplasm. The transcript has 2 exons. Gene Ontology annotation, biological process: protein deubiquitination. Lineage: Eukaryota; Metazoa; Chordata; Leptocardii; Amphioxiformes; Branchiostomatidae. The record is from RefSeq and is a predicted model, not a curated record. Bases 107 to 2146 code for a protein of 679 amino acids. Gene Ontology annotation, molecular function: cysteine-type deubiquitinase activity.
AACGGUUUUGAAAAAAAAUCUUUGCACAGUUCGGAAAGGUCAUGUUUUCUUUCUGUACUGACGAUUUGGAUGAAAUAGCAGGCAUAAGGAGAGCCCGUCACGAACCAUGGAUGUUCUGAGUGUUGUACAGAGCAUCUGGAGCACUCUGUGUUGUUUUACACUGGAGUUAGCUGUGUUUGUGGUUGUUGAUACGUUUACAAAGCACCAACUCAAAUACGCCAACACCGAGGAGGAGAAGACGAGAAUCUGGACCAUCGAGGGUGGACUGCUGACGGUGAUCACCCUGGUGCUGCUCCUCUGGUCACAUGUCCCCUACACCCUCCUCCUGCUGACUGGAUCCAUUCUCGUCUUCAUCUUCUUUCCCCAUCAUUGGCUGCACAUAGCCAAACAGUCCCUACAGGAAGGGUCUGACAGAGUACAGUACGCUCUCAGGAGUUUGAGACAAACAACGGGAGUACAAUCCGUGAGGAGAACGUCUACCUCUUCAUCUAUCAGCAAUGGAGAAGAUGUGUCCACCAUGUCUUCCUAUUAUGCUCCUAACACUAGCAGAAGGACAAAAAGUUCCUUGUCAAGUACAAGAUUGUUGCACCCUACCAAGUCUCUGCCCAGCACAAAUGUGCGACCAUCAGGUUCAGAUUCCCGGGUACAGAAUGAUAAGAUUCUUAUUAGAAAGCCAAAGAGACUUGAUUCUGUGACACCUGUUGGUCUGAGUCCAGCCAGAGAACUGAGUUCUAGGUUAGGAGUUCCUCCUACGACAUCCAGGAUAUCAUCAAGUGAUACAGGUUUGACUACGGGUACAAAUUUCCGAAAUCCUGUUACCUACUCCCCAUCAAAAUAUGGGCUCAGAGCAAGGCCCUCUCCUGUUAAAAAGACAGUUUGGGACAUACAGCUACCUCCAGGUCUUCAGAAUGGUGGCCAAAACAUAUGCUUUAUGAACUCUGUCCUGCAGUGUUUAGCACACAAUCCUGUAUUGGUUCAAGGCCUCCAAAUGGCAGUGGAGCGACCGACUGCCAACCAAUCGGGAGGCACAUUACUGCUGACGUUUGUGGAGCUUGUGUCCGACUGUCAGAGGCACAGAGACAAGGAGGGUUUGGUUAUCAAUCCCUUGGCCUUCAGAAGUGUUGUUGCUGAGAGGAAACCUGAAUUGAUUGUGAGGCCAGAGUGGAGCCACAUCCAACCUCAGCAGGAUGCAGCUGAGUUUUUGACGUGGCUUCUCGAUGCACUAAGUGCAGAAGUUAGACAGGGAAGGACUAGCUUCCCCUUAACACCACCUUACUCACCAAUAGGGAGUCCAAAGGAGAGAGUCGGCAUCAGAACUAGCAGCCCUCGAGCUGAUGACUCCCUACACCUGAAGUAUGGGAAGUUUACUGCCAGAAAGUUGUACGACCUUGAAGAUGAGUGUGUGACCCUCAUCAAGCAUGCAGAUUCACUGAAGCCAGACACAUAUGCAGAGCCGCUGAAAACUUUGUCUGAAGUUGCCUGGUACAAACACUGCCAUCAGAAUAACACUGUGGUGGAUACAUCCUUCACUGGUCAGUUGGUAGAAGCCAGACAUUGUCUCCUGUGUGGCAAGCUGUCCCUUAGUAUGGAGGUGUUUAGUGUGCUCCCUGUGCACAUUCCAGAGCAGAACUCUAUGGCCAUCGACUUGGAGACCUGCAUAGGGAACCUUGCUAAUGUUGAGAACUUGCAGAAAGAGAGUGGCUUCCGCUGCACGUGUGGGGGUGCAGGGGACUCAGAACAAGACCUACAGACUCAGACUACAGCUCAACGUAGGUGCCUCCUGCGCUACCUUCCUGAGUGCCUGAUCAUCCAGCUACAGAGGUUCAACUAUGCCACCAAGACACAAGUGCCUGUGAAUAUCCCCCUUCACAAUCUUAAUCUGAACAGCCUUCAUGUAGACAGCAUGUUGCCAGAACCAGACCAGGGCCUGCCUAAUGACUGUGUGUACAGUUUAUAUGCAGUUUGUAUGCAUCUCGGCACCACUCGUGACUGUGGACACUAUGUGGCAUACGCUUUGCUGGAUGACGGACUGUGGUACAAAUUUGAUGAUGAAGACGUUAGGCCUGUCACCAGCAUGCAGAGUGAGCUACGGUCUGCCAUUGUCAAAAGAAAUGCUUAUAUUUUGUUCUAUAGGAAGUCUAGUUAAUGUUGAUUAGUAGCACAGCCUGUUCCCAUUGUCAAACUCAAAAGUUAUGGACAAAUGUUUGUCACUAG